AUGAUAUUCGAUGAUGAGCUCUUCAACGAUGAUAACCUGGUGCCCAACCAACCCCAACCGCAAUCCAGCGAGCCUCGUCAGAUCAAACGGGAGGGACAUUCAGAUGUGUCAUGCACCGAGGCGCACACAAACAACCACGAUUUGGUCUCUGGCUCGAGUUUCAGACAGUCUCUAAAUAAUAACGUCCCUUCUGAACACCUUCCGCAAAACUCUACUACGCCUGGCCCUCUAAAUCUCCCGCCAAGCGGCGUGCCAUGGCUCCGAAAUUCCCAUACUGUUCAAGAACUUGUCCAACCGCAACGAAUCCUUCCCGCCAACACAAACCACCAGAAUUCAGGGAUUGGCUCGGACUUGCGUGCCUCCUCGAAUAACAUACCUUCUGGGCAUCCGCUCCCGCAAACCACAACUCCUUCCAACCCUUCAAAUCUCCCAUCAAGAAGUGUUCCGACGCUACCAAGCGCAAGUUCUAUCCAACCACAGGUGCCCUUUCCUCGACCUCGUUCCGCAGUACUUCGCAAGUCGUACUCGGAUACCUCAGCGAUAAAUAGCUUUCAAACCAGACCCCUGACGACAUCCACCAACAGUCCGCUUAACCCUGCUACAGAUACCGCGGAUAUUUCUGAGCAGGGCCCUUGGACUUCCGAAGCACUCGACUUGUUCGAUUUCUGGCCGCCUGGACGACCAAAGCCAACAUAA
Molecule: messenger RNA, 696 nt
Organism: Aspergillus calidoustus
Lineage: Eukaryota; Fungi; Ascomycota; Eurotiomycetes; Eurotiales; Aspergillaceae
Source: the annotation of a GenBank genome assembly